Oryzias latipes (Japanese medaka) is the source of this 1501-nucleotide messenger RNA. RefSeq names its product retinol dehydrogenase 11. The record is from RefSeq and is a predicted model, not a curated record. NCBI's taxonomy places the organism in Eukaryota, Metazoa, Chordata, Actinopteri, Beloniformes, Adrianichthyidae.
UACUUGAAGCGAGAACCUAUGAGGCGCACUGCUUUCCCUCUGCGCUCUCCGCUACUUCCAUUUGACAGAAGUUUGACUCUGACAUGAAAAUGGACCCCACGGAUAUCUUUUAUCACCCGAUCUGGGUCGUUUUAUCGGCGGUGCUGGCAAUGGUCGUGCGCCUUCAGCGCAAAGGCUCCUGGGAUCCACGAGCGUGCCCCGUGCAGCUCACUGGAAAGACUGCAAUAGUGACAGGAGCCAAUACAGGCAUCGGGAAGUUCAUUGCCCUGGACUUUGCCCGUCGUGGGGCCCGAGUAAUCCUGGCAUGUCGAAGCGAGUCCCGAGGGUCAGCGGCAGUCAAUGAAAUCCGGAAGAUUACAGGAAACACAAACGUCCAUCUGCGUCUGCUGGAUGUUUCCUCCAUGGACUCUGUCAGGGAAUUUGCAAAGAAGAUACUUGAGGAGGAGAAAGCGCUGCAUAUCCUUGUAAACAAUGCAGCGGUAUCAGGUUUGCCCAGGCAGAUCACCAAAGAUGGGUUCGAGGCUUCUUUUGCCACCAAUCAUUUGGGACCAUUUCUUCUUACCAACUUGCUGCUCGACCUGCUGAAGCGCUCGACUCCAUCGCGUAUCGUCACCGUCAGCUCUUUGAACCACAAAAAGGGAAAAGUGGAUUUCUCCCACUUCCGAGGGGAAAACCUAGUUUAUUUCAUGGAUCAAGUCUACAACAAUACUAAACUUCACAAUAUUAUCUGUACCAAUGAGCUGGCUCGCAGGCUACAGGGGACAGGAGUCACCGCCAACUCUGUCCAUCCUGGUGUUGUCAUGACUGAAGUGAUGAGACACUAUCCACUUUGGAUACGCUACCUUUUCAACGCCAUUGGCUUCUUCUUUUUCAAAUCGUCAGAGGAAGGAGCAGUCGCCCCGAUCUACUGUGCUGUGUCCGAGGAACUGGAGGGAGUGACAGGAAAGUAUUUUGACAGCGACUGCUCGCUUGUCCUUCCUGCUCCUUUAGCCCGAGACCCAGCCUUGGCGGUCAAGGAUUUUGAGGUGUGUGAGAGACUGACUUCAAAGCUGUGAAGCGACAAUCUCCACUGGCUUGAUAACAGAAAACAGGUCGAAGUCCUGUCGUUUUCAGGGACCGGGACCUCGGUCAAUGUGAGCGACUGUCCAAACCCAGCAGAAGAUCUCUGAGUAUAUAUAGUUUUGAGUAUAUAUAUUUUUCAUUUUCUGUACUUUCAUAGAAAUAUUUUUAACUAAUAGAUGUUGCCAUCUGCUGCAUUUCUUGCUUGAAAACCAAAGACAUACACUAAAACCUUCAUAUUUUGCAUUGGUUUCAGUAUCAAUGUGGUGUGCAUAGAAGGCACCAUGUCAGAGUGCCUCAAGAAGUACUUCUUUUUUUUUUUUUAUUACUGGGCAAAGUGCAGUCUCUUCCUGCAGUCUCUCUGGAAUCAGAACAAAACCUCAAGCAUUUGAUAGAAUCAACUCUCUUUAUUAUCAGAUUUAAUAAAACAUAUUUCAGCCUU